Molecule: messenger RNA, 3009 nt
Organism: Periophthalmus magnuspinnatus
Lineage: Eukaryota; Metazoa; Chordata; Actinopteri; Gobiiformes; Gobiidae
Product: mucin-5AC-like
Exons: 7
Coding region: 76-3009 (977 amino acids)
Source: RefSeq, a predicted model, not a curated record
UCCUGUUUUCCUCCCUCGGAGCAGAGCGCGGUUCGGAGCAGAGCCGAGUGGACCGGGCCCGGUCAGGACGGUACCAUGAGGGCCGCUCUGCACUUGGCUUGGGUUUGGAUCUUUUGGAGCUUAGCCCGGCCGAUCAGCGCGUGGCGGCCCGUCCGUUUGCCCCCGGGUCACGGUCAGGAGCAGGGACAGUCCUCUCCUCCUCCUUCUCCUCUUCCUCCGCUCUCUACACUAGAAGCUCUGCCAAGUUUCAGUGCGCCCGUGUGGGACUUUGUACAAGAGAGUGGACGAAGCCGAGAGCCGUCUACUUUUAACCCUCUUUUGUGUCGCUGCAGCAAAGAAACUCUUCACCUUCGUUUCUCUCUUUUACGACACAGAAGUCUCAGAUUUGAAGAUGGCUCUCCGCUGCUGUCGCUGCCUAAAAGUUGCCUCAGCUCCACCAAUUUCUAUAAGAAGUGGCUCUUGGUGAAGCUCAACCUAAAGGAUUGUGGUCCCAAGAAACCGACUUCAGCAAAGAAGUGGAGACUGAAGUUGUUUUAUUUUGACGUUUUCCUGAAGAAGAGGAGGAUUGGUUCAGUCCGGUGUGAUCAGACCGAGACCGAGGCAGUGGUGACCUGUUCAGAAACACACGUCACUCUGAAAAUAUCUGCAGGAGCUGAAGUCAAGGCUGUCAAAACACUUGGUCGAUCAACCGGUGAAGAUUUUACUGUGAGACAAUGGAGAAGAAACACAGAUUUGUUUGUAGAGAUUUCUCAACUUAAAGACAGGGUUUCUGACUUUGAUGUAAUUUAUUUCGACUGGAAAAGAAAACUUCACUCAGUGCAGGUGACAUGUUCCUCCAGUCAGCCAAAAUCUAAAGAGAGAAGGUCUGUCCUUCCAAUCUCCCAUGAUACACCUCUCUCCAAAACGAAGGUAAUUCCAAGAUCCAAGAUGGCAUCUGCUUCUUCGACCUCAAAUCGACAAAGAGUGCACACAAGAUUUCGUAAUUUUUGGGGAUUCCGCGAAAUACCUAAAACCGCAUAUAAAGAGGUGGCUGUACCAAAAACUACUGCUACUUCUACUACUACUACUACUACUACUACUACUACUACAACUACUACAAAAGCUAUUGGAAAGCGCAAGAAAUGCAAAAAUUGUGCAAGACGAAAGAAGAAAAAAUAUCAAGGCGAUAGAAGAUUGUAUAAUAUGUGGGGAUUUGCUACAAUCCCUAAAAAGCCAUUUAUAGAAUCUGUUGAGGUCAAGCCAACGUUGGCACCUACUACUACAGCAAGCAGCGACAUUACACAGAGUACCAAUGGCGUAUAUGGUACUACGAAAUGCAUUACUUCUACCACUACCUCUUAUAUUGAUUGUGAAACCUUAGUUUUGAGAAUUAAAAACAGGAGAGAGAGAAUUUACAAUAUGUGGGGAUUUGACACAAUUCCCAGUGAUAAUAGAAUAGAUAUGACAAAAGAUGCAACAAGUCCUGCACCUCAAAGCAAGAUUACAACUACAUCCAGCUAUACAAAUGGGCAGGAAAGUAGUGGAAAAACUGCAGUAUUGUCUGGUAUGGUAAAUCAGUCAACUAUCAAUAAUUUCCUAUUGAUCAAUACAAAGGCACAGGGCAGAGAAACUCCAACUGCAAGUUCAAAUGUUGGUGCGUUAUUUACAACAGAAACUGUUGUAAAUGACACAAUUAAAACUGCAAAUCUAACAACAUUUGAUAGAAUUUUUUCAACUAUUCCAGUACGUCAAGAAUUUCGAACUUCAAAUGCAAUGUUAACAACAACUAAAAUUGUUAGUACAAAUGCACAGACUAGUGAAAGUCCAGUUCUUGCAGAUUUUAAAACUGAGAGUUCAACUACGAGUGGUGCAAUUCCAUUUACAACUUUAAAAUCAGACGUAACCCACACAAGUCCUACCGCUACGACAGUAAAUACUCAAGUAACUUCAAGCAAACUAGAUGGGCAAGCUAUGAUUAAAGUGAACGGCUCUUAUGUAAACCAGUUAUUUACGUAUACAAGAUUGGACUCCUCAACUCUGCAACCAAGAUCAAGUACUACUACAACUACUACUAUUCCUACUACCACUUCCGCUACUGUUACUACUGUUCAUACUACUGCUGCUACUUCCAGCACUGCUACUACUACUACGACUUCCACAACUACUACGACUUCCACAACUACUACUACCACUUCUACUGCUGCUACUACCACUGUUACUGUUUCUACUAUUCCUAUUACUACUACCACUUCCACUGCUACUACUACUAUUCCUACUACUACUUCCGCUACUGUUACUACUGUUCAUACUACUGCUGCUACUUCCAGCACUGCUACUACUACUACUACUACGACUUCCACAGCUACUACGACUUCCACAGCUACUACGACUUCCACAGCUACUACAACUUCCACAACUACUAUGACUUCCACAACUACUACUACCACUUCCACUGCUGCUACUACCACUGUUACUGUUCCUAGUACUAUUCCUUUUACUACUACCACUUCCACUGCUACUACUAUUACUAUUCCUACUACUACUUCCUUUUCCACUUCUACUACUACUGCUAGUACCACUACUACUAUUGUUACUACCACACACAGACCUAUUACUACUACUACCACUGAUUGUACAACCACUGUUACUCCUACUACUUCUCCUAGUAUUGUCACUACUACAAACUCGACCAUCAGAGAGUUAUUCAAUGACAUGGCCUAUGAUGAUUUUGACAUUUAUGACAAUCCAAUGUCUAAAAUAGACACAAAUACACAAGCUACUCCUGCCGUUUUAACAACAAAAAUCAAUUCUACUACAUUGUCAACCAGUGCUAAGCAACCAUUAAAAUUAAGAGCGUUUGAGGCUAAGCAGAAAUCCGGCCUCCCUAACAAUGAGUGCUACUUCUGCAAGCACUACCAAUGCAAUUUUAGCGACUACAGCAUCUACCAAAAAUAUAUCCACUUUGAAAGUAAAGGUCCCCAGGUGGAGGAUAACUUUACCAGGAAAGACUGGAUUGUCAAACAUGCAUAA